CGACCCGUCCCGAGGCGACAACGACCUCCAACCCUCCCAACACUCGAAUUGAGGCAACAGACUAGCACCCAGAGCUAUUUUAUGUGCGAAGCAAUUGGUUGAGUGUUGCAGCUGAGCAAAGAGCGUGGCUAGGCGCUCCUGCUCGACCGGAAAGAUGUCUACCAAACAAGUAGUUUCUUCACUCUAUCGACGUUCUUUGAAAUUGGCACUGGAUUGGUCUGUUCACCGAUAUCUAUGGCGCGGGCAAGCAAUGUACAUCAGGUCAUUGUUUGAGGCAAACAAGAAUAUCAAGGAUCCACGACAACAGAGAGCGUUAUUUCAAGAGGUAGAAGAUUUGCUGGAGAAAUGGAAGCAUCCCGAUCCGUACCAUGCACCAACGGCACCAGGAGGGUCUAAAUUUGAACGGAAUCUCCCAGCACCAAUCCUCGACCCUCCCCCCCACAUCACAAUGUAGAUAGGCUACGCUGGGUUGAGCUGGGCUUGAAGGUCGUUUGGGGUCUGUACAUAUGGAGAAUGGAGAAACGCAAGUUGACAAUGCAAGACUGCUUGCCA
Hyaloscypha bicolor E is the source of this 552-nucleotide messenger RNA. RefSeq lists its product as uncharacterized. Lineage: Eukaryota; Fungi; Ascomycota; Leotiomycetes; Helotiales; Hyaloscyphaceae. The record is from RefSeq and is a predicted model, not a curated record. Gene Ontology annotation, biological process: mitochondrial electron transport, NADH to ubiquinone. The coding region runs from base 155 to 454 and encodes 99 amino acids. The transcript is spliced from 6 exons.